Messenger RNA from Diprion similis, 1202 nucleotides. RefSeq names its product sodium/potassium-transporting ATPase subunit beta-2-like. Gene Ontology annotation, biological process: potassium ion import across plasma membrane; sodium ion export across plasma membrane; intracellular sodium ion homeostasis. Gene Ontology annotation, cellular component: sodium:potassium-exchanging ATPase complex. NCBI's taxonomy places the organism in Eukaryota, Metazoa, Arthropoda, Insecta, Hymenoptera, Diprionidae. The record is from RefSeq and is a predicted model, not a curated record. Gene Ontology annotation, molecular function: ATPase activator activity. The transcript is spliced from 8 exons. The coding region runs from base 111 to 1097 and encodes 328 amino acids.
CAGAAAAUUUGUUCACCUCAAAUUUCCGUAAACUGACUGUCACCGUUGAAAGUUUCUCAUCCAAAUUUGAUACGCUAAACUUGUGCACCGAAUUUACAAUUAGUUUUAUCAUGAGCCACCAGGUGAAAAGGUCUAAAAAUGAAGCUUUCGAGACAGCGGAGUAUAGCAGACGUUCUCAGGAUGUCAAAGUCUCUCGAUGGGAAGCAUUUCAACUGGCUAUAUAUGAUCCAUCGACCAAAAAAUUUCUAGGAAGAACAAAAUCCAGCUGGGGUGUUGUCGGUCUUUUCUACUUGGUCUUCUUCAGCGUGCUGGCACUCCUCUGUGCGAUUUGCUACAAAGGAUUGAUGCUAUCGAUUGAUUUCAAACGACCAACCUACAUAUUAGAAGACAGUAUCAUUGGCACGAGUCCUGGCCUUGGUUUUCGUCCGAUUUCGGAUGAUAUAGAUCAGGGAUCUUUGGUCUGGUACAACGCGACUAAUUCAAGUAACGUCAGAACAUGGAAGAAAAGAAUUGACAAAUUUCUGGACGUGUACAUAAAUAGUUCGCUGUUACCAACACGUGGUAGAAACCAGCAAUUCUGUACCAAUAGCCAACCACUGCCAGCAAAAAAUGUGUGUGCUUUUGACGUCACCCGUUGGGGUGACUGCUCCCCGGGUGGUAACUAUGGUUAUGACAACUCAACGCCAUGUUUUUUCAUCAAAUUGAACAAGAUAUACGGAUGGGUACCAUCGUAUUACAAUGGAAACAAACCUUUACCCCUGGACAUGCCACCGAAUAUCAGGGAUAACAUAAAAUCAACUAAUCUUUCAAAUCUCAACGUGGUGUGGGUUUCUUGCCAAGGUCAAAAUCCAGCUGACCGUGAAAUGAUAGGCGAUAUUAAAUACUACCCGAUACACCAUGGAUUUCCUGGUUAUUACUUUCCUUUCACUAAUACACCAGGUUACCUUAGUCCUUUGGUAGCCGUGCAAUUUAUCAGCCCCAAAAAAAAUGUCAUCAUCAACGUUGAAUGUCGAGCAUGGGCUGAAAACAUCCGAUACAGUGGACGCACUCAAAAUCGAGAAGGAUCUGUACAUUUCGCAUUUAUGAUUGAUAUUUAAGAAACAAAGUACACUACCUCGAUAUGUGCAUCGCGAUAUUCUGCUUGCUCCAGGUGGAGACUUACUUUCUCCUAAUUUGAUGUUAAACGUAGUGACAAGUGUUGU